Molecule: messenger RNA, 3083 nt
Organism: Micropterus dolomieu (smallmouth bass)
Lineage: Eukaryota; Metazoa; Chordata; Actinopteri; Centrarchiformes; Centrarchidae
Product: fizzy-related protein homolog
Exons: 14
Coding region: 176-1666 (496 amino acids)
Biological process (GO): anaphase-promoting complex-dependent catabolic process; positive regulation of ubiquitin protein ligase activity; positive regulation of anaphase-promoting complex-dependent catabolic process
Cellular component (GO): anaphase-promoting complex
Molecular function (GO): ubiquitin ligase activator activity; anaphase-promoting complex binding; protein binding
Source: RefSeq, a predicted model, not a curated record
CGUGAUGCUUAGCGAACCCAAAUUGAACGUUCGGCAAAAGAAAACAUUUAUAAUUUUACACGCUCUGUUUUAAAGAGUAAAACGCACAAAACAAGACAUUUCAAUCGGAAUAGACACCGCUGAGAAAAAUAUUUCAACGGCGCUCAAGGGGAAGAGUUUAUCAGGGCACGGCAUCAUGGAUCAGGACUAUGAGUGCAGGCUGCUCAGGCAGAUCAACAUUCAAAAUGAGAAUGCAAGCCCCAUAAAAGCUGUAGAAGCGGUGCGAGCUCUGACACCCACCAGCUCCCCCCUGUCCUCCCCUAGCAAGCAUGGUGAUCGCUUUAUUCCCUCCCGGGCUGGAGCCAACUGGAGUGUCAACUUCCACCGCAUCAAUGAAAUUGAAAAGUCACACAAUCAAAACAGGAAAACCAAAGAUGGUACAACAGACAGCAACAAAGCGGAUGGUCUGGCUUACUCAGCUCUGCUGAAGAACGAGCUGCUAGGAGCGGGCAUAGAGAAAGUCCAGGACCCCCAGUCAGAGGACCGCCGUCUGCAGCAGUCCACUCCUGCCAAGAGGAGCCUUUUUAGUUAUUCUGUAAGUGCGAAGAGGGCUCUGCCAGAAGAGGAUGGAAACACAGUCUCUCCAUAUUCUCUGUCACCUGUCAGUAGCAACAGCCAGAAACUGUUACGGUCGCCAAGGAAACCUACACGCAAAAUAUCAAAAAUUCCCUUCAAAGUUCUGGAUGCUCCAGAGCUUCAGGAUGACUUCUACCUCAACCUAGUGGACUGGUCCUCUCUGAAUGUGCUCAGUGUUGGCUUGGGCACCUGUGUCUACCUGUGGAGUGCCUGCACCAGCCAGGUGACACGUCUAUGUGACCUUUCUGUAGAAGGGGAUUCUGUAACAUCAGUGGGCUGGUCAGAGAGGGGUAACCUGGUGGCUGUGGGGACUCAUAAGGGCUAUGUACAGAUCUGGGAUGCGGCAGCAGGGAAGAAGCUCUCCGUACUAGAGGGACACACAGCCAGAGUAGGUGCUUUGGCAUGGAAUGCCGACCAGCUGUCGUCUGGGAGCCGCGAUCGGGUGAUCCUGCAGCGCGACAUCAGAGCCCCACCUCUCCAGUCUGAGCGCCGUCUCCAAGGACACAGACAGGAAGUCUGCGGGCUCAAGUGGAGCACAGACCACCAGCUGCUCGCCUCAGGUGGAAAUGACAACAAGUUACUUGUGUGGAACCACUCCAGCGUCCUCCCGGUGCAGCAGUACACGGAACACUUGGCUGCAGUGAAGGCCAUCGCCUGGUCUCCCCACCAGCAUGGCCUGUUGGCUUCCGGAGGCGGCACCGCUGACCGCUGCAUCCGCUUCUGGAACACUCUGACCGGCCAGCCCUUACAGUGCACAGACACCGGUUCUCAGGUCUGCAACCUGGCCUGGUCCAAGCACACUAACGAACUGGUCAGCACACAUGGUUAUUCCCAGAACCAGAUCCUGGUGUGGAAGUAUCCCUCUCUCACUCAAGUGGCCAAACUUACUGGACAUUCAUACAGAGUACUCUACCUGGCCAUGUCCCCUGAUGGAGAGGCCAUUGUGACGGGAGCUGGAGAUGAAACACUUCGGUUCUGGAACGUCUUUAGCAAGAUGAGGUCCACUAAGGAAUCCGUAUCAGUGCUGAACCUCUUCACCAGGAUCCGGUAGUAAGCACACCUCUGUACUGUGAGGGAAUAAAGCUGGGAAGGGAAUUUUUCUUUGCAUGCAUCAAGCUGUAAAUGGGCCCCUUCUUUGAGUAUUCACCUCAGUAGUCUACAGAGGCCCCCCUUCGAUUGCCCUUAGUUAUUUAGCCAAGUUGUAGCUGGAGGUGGGAGGGAGCUGGAGAGGUGCACAACCUGAGUGUCGAGGGCAGAGGAGAUGCAUACGUUGGUACAGUAUUCCACUUCCUCCUGAAUGAUGGAGCCACUGCCUCCGCCAGCAGACCAGAGACCAGAAUUUUUGGCAUUGUUUCUUUCCCUGUGUGAUUUAUGUUUUGUUUACAGACUGACGUGCUUACCUGCCAAAUAUUAAGUUUGUCCCUUUGAAUGUCUAUUUAUUUUAAUUUGUUUUGGGUUUUUUUUACAUAUUUUUAACAUAUAUUCUUACUAGUGUGUUUGUUUCGAAGGCGUGUCCUUUUAUGUGCAUAACUGCAGUUUUUUUGGUCUUAUCUGUGGAAUUUGGCUUUGUUCACGAUUGCAGAAAAAUCCAAGUUUGUCUUUUCAUUUUACUGAGAAAUAAUGUUUCAUGUACACUGAUAACAGAUUACAUAAUCCUGUGCCGUUUCGAGAACAGUUAAUGUUUAACAAGGAUUGGAUGAAUGGGCCUGAUUUUCUUUUUUAAAAUCUGAUAUUAAGUACAUUUUAGUCUAAUGAUAUUGGCUCAUUGUUUCAUAAUCUCUCAAGAAAAAUGUCAUAAUGUGGUACGGCACAUCUUAGAAUAAAUAUCUGGCAACACUGUACAUUAGAAAAAUUGCAAAUGAGAAGAUUUUCAUGUAACUUUUCCCUUGUGUUGUUUCUCUACUUUCUUAAAUGUAAAAUCAGGCGAGGAAAUUUGGAAUGAAAAUUUUGGCUCAUUUUGGCUUAUCAGUGUAGUUUGUAACAGCAACUCAAGCAGACGGUGAAAACAUUUGGGAUUAAAUCAGUGAAAUAUUGUUCUGUGCAGAGCUUCUGCUUUGUGCUGCGUCUGCUAAGAUAUUCAAGCUUAAGGCGUUUGUCUUUUGCUUCACACAAUUUCUGUAUUGAGCACUCAUGCUCUUGUACUUUUAUUUUUUUUUUUUAAUAUGAAAAAAAGAUUUCAUAUCUGCAACAUUUCCCCAGUUUGAAUGUUUGAGUCAACAAGUGUGCCACAUUUAAAUGAAUGCUAUUUAUUUGUGUUUUGUAAAAAGGUUCUUGUACAGAAAUGGCAUGUUUGUUUACUAAUGUUAUCUGAGGGAAGUUGAUGGGCAGUUUCUCUGCUAAACUAUAGAAAUUUAUUUUAAUGCCACUUCAAAAUCAAGACAAUGCUGCCAACUUGAAUAACAAAAAGAAUGUUAAAAAAAUAUUUCUGUACCGAGAGAUAAACAUCAAUUAAACGAUCAUAUCUUGUA